Messenger RNA from Sinocyclocheilus rhinocerous, 1177 nucleotides. Its product is annotated as probable palmitoyltransferase ZDHHC12. The transcript has 2 exons. Lineage: Eukaryota; Metazoa; Chordata; Actinopteri; Cypriniformes; Cyprinidae. The record is from RefSeq and is a predicted model, not a curated record. The coding region runs from base 210 to 662 and encodes 150 amino acids.
ACCGCUCAGACCCGGAAAUGUCAACACAACAAAACCAGAGGAAUAAAAACAUACAUGACCAGCGAUUCAAUCUCUAAAAUUAGUUUGAAAUGUUUUACUGUAUGUUAAUGUAUUUAUGAUAAGAGUACACACCGAAUAGUACUUGUAUAUUUAAUAAUCUAGCUAUGUUUUAAGUGUUUUUAAUAUAGUUCUUGUUCAUAAGACGCAGGAUGUUUGAGAACAUGUUUAAAUCAGGUUGUUUAGUUCGGACUGCUCAUGUGAUUCUGACCUGGCUCACAACUUUAGUCCUGUUUCUGCAUAACACAGAACGCAUCAAAUGGAUUACACUGAAGCGUAUGUGUUUAAGGUCCGGCGUCGUCUUUGCACCCACCUGGCAGCAGUGGUUCACUCAGAACGGAUUCCUGCUCGGGGCGUUUGCCGUGACGGCCGUGUUUUCGGUGGUCGUGCUGCUCCUGCUGUGCAUUCACCUGUACCUGGCCUCGGCGAACAGCACCACCUGGGAGUUCAUGUCACGCCAGCGCAUCGUGUACCUCAAACACUGCGACUCGGAGGAGAACCCGUUCGACAGAGGAGUCAUCUGCAACCUGUGGCACUUCUGCUGCGUCUGCGGGACGGUAGCAUGGGAGAGGAUCUACGUCAGACGCACCAACGGGGCUAAAUGACUGGAUUUUUUUAUCAAGGAAAAGUUCAUAGAACGAGUUCAGACCACUGAGUGUUUUAUUGAGCGUCUCUUUAGACCCAACAUUAAUCGUUUUUUACUAAUACUGAUGUGAUGUGGUUACUUGCAUCAUUUUAUGUAGUAAACCUGCAGGGAUAAAUAGGCCAUUAAUCAUCAUGUGCCACAAUUACUUAGUGCUUGGUAUUCAAAGAUGCAUUUGUUGCAUCAUGAUGUAUAUCUGUUCACAUAAUGAGGGACGGUUUGUAUAGUUCACAACAGUUUGUAUAGCUUUUUUAUUGGUUUAAGUUAAUUUUAUAUGUGACUAAAUAGACUUUCUAAAUAAAGACUCGCUAAUGAUUCUUAUAAGCCAGAAAAAAAUGCUUUAGUGAAUAAAGCUAAUUAGUCCUGAGCGGUUGCUGAAACACAAAUCUUCACUUUCAGUUUAUUUAUUCAUAUCUGUCUUGAUAUUAACCACAAACUUGGGAUUCGUGAGACUUGAAGCAAUGGGCAAACUUCCAA